Messenger RNA from Dentiscutata erythropus, 966 nucleotides. The record is from the annotation of a GenBank genome assembly. NCBI's taxonomy places the organism in Eukaryota, Fungi, Glomeromycota, Glomeromycetes, Diversisporales, Gigasporaceae.
AUGAACCAAACUUUUCAAGAUGUUUAUACCAAAGUCAAUAACAAGUCCACUCGGGCUGCUCGUCCAUUUCGUGAAAUCCCCGCAGAAUUAGAUUUGAACAACAUUUAUUAUCCAAAAUACCAUAUCACUGAACUUAUCUCAACUAAGACACGACAAAGUGACUCAGACACACAUAUAAGGCGUCCUCCAAAUGGGUUCUUUCUCAUGAAGAACUGUUACAUGUUGGAAUUGAGGAAGUUGGGGUAUCGAUACACUAUGCCGGAGAUUUGCCGUCAUUCAAAAAAAAUCUGGUCCGAAUUACCCCAACAUGCGAAAAAAACUUAUGAGCGCUUAUCGAUUCAAAGUCAAUGUGUGCACAAUGAAAAAUACCCAAAUUACAAAUUUGAACCCAGAAAAAAACGGAACAAUUCCUUCAGAUCUUACACGCCCAAAACCGAGGAUCCUAUGCAAAAAAGUUUUUCUGCUUUUAGUACGACUAACAUUCUUGGUACCAGUAAUAAUCUUUCAGAUAAAGAUUUAUGUUCAUCGAAUUCUCUGCUAUCUACUGAGUCGCCUGAGUCUGAGAUUUUUAGCACCAGUAAUUUUCCUUCAGAUAAAGAUUCAUUUUCAUCGAAUUAUUUACUAUCUGAGCCUGAGAUUUUUGGUGCCUGUGAUCUUCUUUCGGAUAAAGACUCAAUUUUAUCGAAUUCUUUACUAUCUGAGUCUGAGAUAUUUGGUGUCAGUAAUCUUCCUUCAGAUAAAGACUCAAUUUUAUCGAAUUUUUUACUAUCUGAGUCUGAGAUUUCUUCAGUUAGCUCUGGUUCUAGUCCCACAAAUUCUUUAGAUUUAACUGCGCUCCAGAUGAAUUCUUCUUUAGGAGAAUUUUCUUUAGAAUCAUUCCCCUCAUCAGAAUCAAUUUCAUUAGAAAUUCAGAAGGCAUACAAACUUUGCCAUUAUCAAUUCCUUGGAAUUCUUCAAGCUAUUUAA